CCUGGGGCUCCUGAACUUGGCGCUGGAGGUCCCCCCUGCCCGGGUCCGGUUUCUGGGCGCGCGCCGCCGGCAGGUGAAUAGCUGCGGGUGGGCAGGCCGGCGAAUGGGAAAGUCUGGCCGGGGGUCUGUCACAGCCCAGCUAACGCAGCACAUCGCCUGUGUCACUGGACACCUGUCCCCUCUGUACCCCCUCCCCCGGCGCCCCCAGGCUGCUCCCGCGAGCGGAGCCAUUGAGACUGCAUGGAGAUCCUGCAGAGGAAACUUCGUCUAGGUGACCAGGGAUCAGGAUCCACCGGCUCCUGAUGACCGAUCAUUUUCCCUAAAGCAAUGGCAUGGACCAAAAUGAGAAAUUCUGUUGCUGAUUGCAAAGUGAAAAGGAGGCAGGCAACAGACUGAGGGCUGCCGAGCAAAAGAUGGACCCCUGUGAAGACCUGGAAACGUCCAGCGGUAAAUCUCUGGACUCCAGGGGGACCGAACCUCAGGAAUUUGAAGGACCACAGGCCUGCCGCUCUGAGGCCCUGGGGAGAGGAAACGAGGAGAUGUGGAGCCCACACGUGGAGAACAGCAACAGUGAACAGCAAGAUCGAAACAGAGUUUCUGAAGAACUUAUAAUGGUUGUGCAAGAAAUGAAAAAAUACUUGCCAUCGGGGAGACACAGUAAGCCGAGCACCGUCGAGGCCCUCAACUAUGCACUUCGCUGCGUGCACAGCGUACAAGCAAACAGUGGGUUUUUCCAGACUCUCAGUCAGAGUGGAGCGCCUCAAGCAGCUGCGACCGCAUACAAUCUUGAGGAGCUGGCCACGGCUGCCUCGGGGUACACUUCCAAAAACACAGUAAGAAUCCACACAUUUUGCCAUAUCAACCUGGGUGACUUUUCCUAACAACCUUGUCUAGACGUAGAUGUUGAAACCUAACAUGCUGGAGUUUCAUUAACCGUGAUGCGAGGCAAACAGUGGAGGCGCGCUGCUGAGGAGGCAUCGUGUAGUUUCUCCUGCCCUUGCGGGAGCACAGAUGUAAACCCAGGUGGCGGCCCUGGGGCGGUGGUCUGCUGGGCUCCCCUCCCGAGCCGCCCCUGCCUCCUGAGCAUCCCUGUGUUCUCUCGAAGUCAGAGAGAAAAACAAAUAACAAACUGCAGAGUAACCGCCCUCAUUUUAUUUUGAUCUCAGAAUCGUUAAUUUGUAUUUAUAUCAUUCUUAGUUCCAAUACCUACUCCUUCAAGUUGUAACAACUGGAUUUUAUAGAACCAGGUGAGUUGAGAUGCUGUCAUUUUUCUGUCAAAUUUGGGAAGAGACAUGUAGUGGAUCUUUUUUGAAUCUCUUCAUGUUGGCAGAAUCAUUCAGCCUUAUGCCUUACUGAUGUGAUGGAGAUUACUUAGUUUUAUGUUUAGACCCCAUACAUAAAGAUCUGGUAAUAUCGGAACAGGAGCUCUCCCUAAGAUCACAGGAGUAUUUGUUUUACUGACUGGGGUGUUUAUGGGACUCUGGUGGGUGUGGCGGAGAUGGAAGAAACAAGGAAAGGUUUAAGAAAACAUUUUCCCUUUAAGAUCUUCAGGUAGAACUAGAGAGGGGAGGACAUGCCAAUGCUAGCAGACACAAACAGUAGCCGAUUGUAAAUGUUAUUGAUGUUUGACGGAACAUAUGAGAAAUGAUUCUUAUGUAGCGAGGUUUGUCAAAGACCGUGUCUUGAAAGAAGAGACUCUUGAGCUUGGUCUUGAAGCCUAGAGUUCGCAUUGGUCAAGAGAAGACAGUCCCCUCAGUUUGCAAACGAGAAGGAAUCAGAAAUGGAUGCGCCGUGUGCACGUUUAGUCGAUGUAGGAUGAGCUGGUAUAUUGUUUGGUAUAGAAAUCAGACCUUCAGAGGGGAAGAAUGAAGCGGGGGAAAUCCGAGGGGUAGACGAACCAUGAGAGACGAUGGACUCUGAAAAACAAA
Leptonychotes weddellii (Weddell seal) is the source of this 1928-nucleotide messenger RNA. The record is from RefSeq and is a predicted model, not a curated record. NCBI's taxonomy places the organism in Eukaryota, Metazoa, Chordata, Mammalia, Carnivora, Phocidae.